Messenger RNA from Cercocebus atys (sooty mangabey), 2553 nucleotides. It is a transcript of the gene XIAP, whose product is annotated as X-linked inhibitor of apoptosis, E3 ubiquitin protein ligase. The coding region runs from base 341 to 1834 and encodes 497 amino acids. Gene Ontology annotation, cellular component: nucleus; spindle microtubule; cytoplasm. Gene Ontology annotation, biological process: regulation of cell cycle. The transcript is spliced from 7 exons. The record is from RefSeq and is a predicted model, not a curated record. NCBI's taxonomy places the organism in Eukaryota, Metazoa, Chordata, Mammalia, Primates, Cercopithecidae.
GACACAGCGGGGGCCCAGUGGUGCAACCCGGGCCCGGAGACUGACGGACAGCGCCUGGUGUCUCUUUGAGGCCCUGACGUGGACAAACUUCGGGUUUCACGACUCCGGGUUUCUCCAGCGGAUGGGCCGACCGGUGGAGGCGCGUGAGGGAGACGAAGGGACUUCCGUUUCCUUCACCUAGGCUGGGGCCAGGCCGCAGAGCGGAGUUGGCAUUUCCAGAUUGGGGCUCGGGCCGCGCCUCCUCCGGGACCCUCCCCUUGGACCGAGCUGAUCGCCGCGGGGCAGUUCGGGCCGGCUGUCCUGGCGCGAAAAGGUGGACAAGUCCUAUUUUCAAGAGAAGAUGACUUUUAACAGUUUUGAAGGAUCUAAAACUUGUGUACCUGCAGACAUCAAUAAGGAAGAAGAAUUUGUAGAAGAGUUUAAUAGAUUAAAAACUUUUGCAGAUUUUCCAAGUAGUAGUCCUGUUUCAGCAUCAACACUGGCACGAGCAGGGUUUCUUUAUACUGGUGAAGGAGAUACCGUGCGGUGCUUUAGUUGUCAUGCAGCUGUAGAUAGAUGGCAAUAUGGAGACUCAGCAGUUGGAAGACACAGGAAAGUAUCCCCAAAUUGCAGAUUUAUCAAUGGCUUUUAUUUUGAAAAUAGUGCCACGCAGUCUACAAAUUCUGGUAUCCAGAAUGGUCAGUACAAAGUCGAAAACUAUCUGGGAAGCAGAAAUCAUUUUGCCUUAGACAGGCCAUCUGAGACACAUGCAGACUAUCUUUUGAGAACUGGGCAGGUUGUAGAUAUAUCAGACACCAUAUACCCGAGGAACCCUGCCAUGUAUAGUGAAGAAGCUAGAUUAAAGUCCUUUCAGAACUGGCCAGACUAUGCUCACCUAACCCCAAGAGAGUUAGCAAGUGCUGGACUCUACUACACAGGUAUUGGUGACCAAGUGCAGUGCUUUUGUUGUGGUGGAAAACUGAAAAAUUGGGAACCUUGUGAUCGUGCCUGGUCAGAACACAGGCGACACUUUCCUAAUUGCUUCUUUGUUUUGGGCCGGAAUCUUAAUAUUCGAAGUGAAUCUGAUGCUGUGAGUUCUGAUAGGAAUUUCCCAAAUUCAACAAAUCUUCCAAGAAAUCCAUCCAUGGCAGAUUAUGAAGCACGGAUCAUUACUUUUGGGACAUGGAUAUACUCAGUUAACAAGGAGCAGCUUGCAAGAGCUGGAUUUUAUGCUUUAGGUGAAGGUGAUAAAGUAAAGUGCUUUCACUGUGGAGGAGGGCUAACUGAUUGGAAGCCCAGUGAAGACCCUUGGGAGCAACAUGCUAAAUGGUAUCCAGGGUGUAAAUAUCUGUUAGAACAGAAGGGACAAGAAUAUAUAAACAAUAUUCAUUUAACCCAUUCACUUGAGGAGUGUCUGGUAAGAACUACUGAGAAAACACCAUCACUAACUAGAAGAAUUGAUGAUACCAUCUUCCAAAAUCCUAUGGUACAAGAAGCUAUACGAAUGGGGUUCAGUUUCAAGGACAUUAAGAAAAUAAUGGAGGAAAAAAUUCAGAUAUCUGGGAGCAACUAUAAAUCACUUGAGGUUCUGGUUGCAGAUCUAGUGAAUGCUCAGAAAGACAGUACGCAAGAUGAGUCAAGUCAGACUUCAUUACAGAAAGAGAUUAGUACUGAAGAGCAGCUAAGGCGCCUGCAAGAGGAGAAGCUUUGCAAAAUCUGUAUGGAUAGAAAUAUUGCUAUCGUUUUUGUUCCUUGUGGACAUCUAGUCACUUGUAAACAAUGUGCUGAAGCAGUUGACAAGUGUCCCAUGUGCUACACAGUCAUUACUUUCAAGCAAAAAAUUUUUAUGUCUUAAUCUAACUCUGUAGUAGGGAUGUUAUGUUCUUCUUAUUACCCUGAUUGAAUGUGUGAUGUGAACUGACUUUUAAGUAAUCAGGAUUGAAUUCCAUUAGCAUUUGCUACCAAGUAGAAAAAAAAUGUACAUGGCAGUGUUUUAGUUGGCAAUAUAAUCUUUGAAUUUCUGGAUUUUUCAGGGUAUUAGCUGUAUUAUUUAUCCAACUUUUUUUACUGUUAUCUAAUUGAAACCCUAGACUAAGAAGCAUCAUAUUAUAACUGAACACAAUGUGUAUUCAUCGUAUACUGACUUAAUUUCUAAGUGUAAGUGAAUUAAUCAUCUGGAUUUUUUAUUCUUUUCAGAUAGGCUUAACAAAUGGAGCUUUCUGUAUAUAAAUGUGGAGAUUAGAGUUAAUCUCCCCAAUCACAUAAUUUGUUUUGUGUGAAAAAGGAAUAAUUGUUCCAUGCUGGUGGAAAGAUAGAGAUUAUUUUUAGAGGUUGGUUGUUGUGUUUUAGGAUUCUGUCCAUUUUCUUUUAAAAUUAUAAACACGUACUUGUGCGAAUAAUUUUUUAAAAGUGAUUUGCCAUUUUUGAAAGGGUAUUUAAUGAUAGAAUACUAUCAAGCCAAGAUGUACUGACAUGGAAAGAUGUGAAAGAUAUAUUAAGUGUAAAAUGCAAGUGGCAAAACACUAUGUAUAGUCUGAGGCCAUCAAAGUAUGUAUGUUUCUUAUAUGUAUAGAA